Molecule: messenger RNA, 1144 nt
Organism: Exophiala xenobiotica
Lineage: Eukaryota; Fungi; Ascomycota; Eurotiomycetes; Chaetothyriales; Herpotrichiellaceae
Exons: 1
Coding region: 131-757 (208 amino acids)
Biological process (GO): ubiquinone biosynthetic process; cellular respiration
Cellular component (GO): mitochondrion
Molecular function (GO): ubiquinone binding
Source: RefSeq, a predicted model, not a curated record
UUCAUGACGACCAUCAUCCAUUUUCUUUCUACUUAAGGCGCCUCUUUUCCAUUCAAAUUGGACUGACAUGGCUGUUUCCCUACUGGCUUGCAUGUAACUGGCGUUCGGGGGGAUUUCUGAUUCAGGCAAGAUGAACUCACGACGGCCUAUCAUCCUGCUUCAGAGCCCAAGCAGGGCUUCUACGGUCUAUCACCGACCACUACUCGGCGUCAAUCAAGUAUCACCAUUCCAGAGUCGACACUUUCUUGACUCUAUACUAUCCUCAGCUCUGGGCCCCUGCCCUCUACGUUCACUGUCACAUACGAAGCUUCUACCAUACUCACCUAGUGUGAUCUUCAAAGCUGUGUCGGAUGUGUCUGGCUACCCAACAUUUCUACCAUUCACCAUCUCAUCAAAUGUGACCUCGAGAGAUCCAGCAGGCUACCCAACCCGCGCCAGAUUAAAAGUCGGCUAUGCAAAAUUCGGAUUGGAGGAGGACUGGGACAGCAUCGUCCGCUGCGACCCCGAAAAGGGGCUUGUGGAGGCACGAAGCAGUGAAGAGAACAGCGAUGGUCUGUUUGAAGUCCUGAGCACGAAAUGGCAGAUCUCGCACUCGGACAGGGGAUCCCCAGACCAUGCGUCGGUGAAAUUGGAUGUCAAUGUCAAGUUCCGGAAUCCAGUUUAUGAUCAGAUGUUUGCCCAGGUUGAGGAAAAGGUUGCGAGCACAAUGAUCUCGGCGUUUGAGAAAAGAGUCGAAGAACUCAACAGAGGGCGGUAGCUUUCAGACACGAGAGCAAGCCCGUCUCGAGACCAUCACUUUAAAGCUCCGGGCCGAUGUCCAUCGUGAAUAUGCUUUCGUCGCCAGUCUCUGCUCAACUUGACCUGCUGUCCAGGAGCUAUAGGCAGUCCGCACCGUUAAACCCGAAGCACGUUCUGCUCCAUUCUCGGGCUGGUGGCUACUCCGAUGCUGAAGAACAUGUCUGGGAUGAUUUCCGUAUCCCUUGACGGCAAGGAUGCGGUGUGAAGCAAAAAGAUCUAGAUCAAGGAGAUCUCUAAGUCGGAUUUGGGAUAGCAGUCCUGACUAUUGUAUAUAUGUUCCAUUGAAGAACAAUGUCAACUCGCCUGAGUCCAAACACCGGUCUCAGCGUUUAAAAAUCAGGGAUCC